Messenger RNA from Metopolophium dirhodum (rose-grain aphid), 2994 nucleotides. RefSeq lists its product as uncharacterized. The record is from RefSeq and is a predicted model, not a curated record. NCBI's taxonomy places the organism in Eukaryota, Metazoa, Arthropoda, Insecta, Hemiptera, Aphididae. The transcript is spliced from 5 exons. The coding region runs from base 1105 to 2427 and encodes 440 amino acids.
GGAGGAAACCGCUCAGGUGGAUGUCGAUGAGUUCUAUGUUGCCGAUAAAUUCCAAAUGUUGCGCUUGUAUUGGUCUCGUUUGGCGGUGACCCGGCCACUGAAUGUGUCGCUGACGCUGUACAACACUUUAUCCGCUGUGCCAUGGGUUGUCUUACACGGACAAAUACAAAGACCCCGAUCGCUUUCAAGAAAUCAUCAUGGAUAUCCGGGAUACAAAUUUUGAUGUUGAUGGACAGUGGUUAUUUAAGAACUACGCGUUAAGUAGAUUCGGUAAACGAGGAGUAGACCAACAACCAACGUAGCGGUGAUACCUUUAUCGGGAUAACGAACACUUGCGACGAAUUAACGAGCUCGACAGUGACGGAGACAACUCACUGAGACGUGCUCUCGUUCUCCGAGAACCAUUUUCCGUCGUGUGUCACGGGGACUUCAACCGGAACAAUGUGUUGUUCCGGUACGACGAGGCGCGACAUCUGGUCGAUGUGUUGCUGUUUGAUUUCGGGACUACUCCUUAUGGUUCGCCGACGUUAGACCUAUCGUUUUUCUUCUACAUGAACACGACGCAAGACUUGCGUGAAAGUCGGUGGGAUGACUUACUGAACCCAUAUUGCUUGACUUUGGCGGAAUCCGUACCGUCCGGCGUACGUGUUCCGAACAGUGCCGAACUGAACUCCGAAAUGGCCAUGUAUACUUAUUAUGGCUUUGCACACGCAUUAUUUUACUUACAUCAUCAAUUAGAAACGAAUGCCAUUGAGUUAUCAAGUUCAAAGGAAAUUAACGAUGAAGAUGUUUUGGAGUUAUAUUUAGAGGUGGGCGGUGACAUUGGGUCGGAUAUACUGGCUGACAUGGUCCAACACAUCGUCGACAUGGAGUACACGAACCAGAAAAACUCACGUCGUUGGUCAUUCCUGAUCAGAUUUCCAAAGGCAGUAUUAUCGGAGACGCAAAAGUUACCGGGUGUCAAGGUCCGAUUUAAAUUCGCCAGUAAUUACCUCGGCUGUGCACACUUCAGUGCACGGUCCCGCCAGUGCCACUCCGACAAUUCGAACGCGUACACGGCGACGACGACGACAACGACUGAUCGUGUAACUGCGGCUGAACGCGAUGGCGGGGAAGGUGGACGAAACGAUAGCGGAUAUGACCGCGGCCGCAGCGUUCGGGCCGGACAUCCAGCUCGUUUCGUUCGAACUGGAGCGGCUUCACACCGGACUGGAUCAGUUCGCGUCGUGCGUCCUGUACGGCACGGCCACCGUCGACGACCGCGACGGCCGACGCCACGAUCAUCGGCUCGUGUUCAAGUACAAGCACCCGACCCUCGAAAAGCGGGAAUUUUACAACAACGACAGUCAGUUCCACAACGAGACACUGUUCUACGAACGUAUCGCUCCGUUCCUGUUGGCCAGCCGCGGCGCGCAGCGGAACGGCAACGUGACCGCGACACCGACGCUCUGCCGUUACUUUUACGGGCGCAAUGAUUGCGACGAACAGGCGCACCGGGAUGUGAUCGUCUUGGAAAACGAAUCCGUCCGUGGAUAUCGGACGGCGGUGACUAGCCACAGGUUGACUUUAGAUUUUGACCAUCUGACCGUUGCACUCCGGACACUGGCAAAAUUUCACGGGCUUUCCUACAGAGCAAAGCACGAGGACUCGGUGAAGUUCAAGAAGACAGUUGCUGAUGUGAAAGAAACGCAAUGGUCCGAAGACGGUGAGUGGAUUUUCCAUCCAAGCGUACUCCAGGGAUUGUUUUCGGUGGCCUUGGACAGGCUAAAACAACGUCAUGUUGCGGCUGGUGGCUGUGGUGACAACGAAGUGGAGUGGAUUUUCCGGUUCCAGACAGAACUGUUGACUGAUGCUAUGCAAUCGUUGAGACGCAUAGUCGUUCCCGUCGAACCAAUGGCCGUACUGUGUCACGGUGACUUCAAUCGGAACAAUCUGCUGUUCCGGUACGACGACUGUGGUCGGCCGGUGGACGCUCUGGCGUACGACAUGGCCACCAUCAGGUACGGGUCGCCGGUCCUAGACCUGUCGUUUUUCCUGUACAUGAACGCGGACCGCCAGACCCGGGACGAUCACUGGGACGAGUUGCUGGACGCGUACUGCGCUACGCUGGCCGCGGACGCGGGCGACGUCCCGGUGCCGGGUCGCGAACAGCUGGACGCCGAAAUACGCGAAUACGGGUUCUACGGUCUGGUGCACGUGUCGUACUUCGCAGGUGUUAUGUUGGAGGAAACCAUUCAGGUGGAUGUCGAUGAGUUCUUGGAUGCCGAUGAAUUCAAGAUGUUGAGUUUGUUGCUCAGAAAUGGUGGUGAACCGGCCACCGAAUGGUUCGCCGACGCCAUUCAACACUUUAUCCGCUGCAAGUACGCCAGGGCACCCGCUCCCAGCACCGUGGCCAAUAAAGAUUGCAUACCGGACGAUAUAUUAUAAAUAUUUUUACUUUUUUUAUUUUGACUGUUGGUUUCUCGAGAUAAAUGCUCAGAACAUUACAUCCACAGGUUGUUAAACAAAAAUGUAUUUAAUAAUGUUUUACAUCUAGUUACAAACGAUUUCAGAACGACCCGUCGUCGUCAUGAAAGUUUAAAGACUUCCGCUUUUCGUUUUGUGCGUGUUCACUUUUAUGUGCCAAAUACACUCAGUGUUUAUAGUUAAGAGUAAGCUACUAUCACGCAAUCAUUUUCUCCGUUUUCCACACACACAUUAUAGGUACUUUUAUAUUUCACAAUAUUCCAGUAAGACAUUGGAACUUAAAAAAUUUACAAAUGUACCUUUAUAAUUUAAUAUUUAUACGAUAACAUUAUCCAUGUUCGCUUUUCGGGUUUACUCGAUGUUUAAAUUUUAAAACUAAUUCUAAGUAAUUUUAAUUUUUUAAAUUAACUGGUUGUGUCAAAUUUUCCAUUGAAUAUACCUCCCGACUCUCUUGAAUAUCAUAAUUAUAUUUUAUAGUUUUUUUUUUUUCAUCAUACAUUGUAAAUAAAAAAACAUUUUGCCGUACAA